Molecule: messenger RNA, 1894 nt
Organism: Coregonus sp. 'balchen'
Lineage: Eukaryota; Metazoa; Chordata; Actinopteri; Salmoniformes; Salmonidae
Source: the annotation of a GenBank genome assembly
AAGACCAAGGCCAGUGCAGGUUGGAUACCUCUACAUCUGGCCUGCUACUUUGGACACAAAGAUGUUGUGGAGGUGUUACUCAAGGUGAGAAUACAGACUUACUUAUCAAUUAUUGAUGUAUUACACAUCACUUUACCUAUACAGUACUUGGUUGUAUUCAAAUUCAUGUUUAAGCCUCGUGUGUGUUGUUAGGAUGGUGCUGAUGUGAAUUUGCAGAAUAACAUGGGGGACAAGCCUCUACACAAAGCUGCCUUCACAGGAAGAAAGGUAAACAUUUCAUCAUGCCAUAUGCUUUUUCCAGUACUUUCACAUGUGUGUACAAGAUCAUGUGUUCAGGUGUUGUUGUAUGCACAGCUACUUAGUAGUGUAGUUCUGUUGCUGUUGCGAUACGAUGCCUGUGCCGCUAUCAUCAACGGGACAGCCCAGGUCCCUAAAUCUGUCUAUGAGGAUGAUGAGACCAUCACCAUGCUGGAGGGUAGGUUGUGUCAUUGAUGGUCUCUCUUCGUCCCUGCACUGGGUUGUGUUCAGUAGGUGGAAAACGUUUUGAAAUGGCAUGGUAUUUCCUGAACUUGUCCAAUAAGAACACACAUUUUCAGUGGGUCGAGUGAUAUUUUAAACAGAAUGAAAUGGGGAGAUACUAUCUGAACUUGUCCAAUAAGAACACAUAUUUUCCUUUCCCCUUGCAUAACAUUUUGCUACAGUUUGCCCUACUGAACCCAACCCUAGUUUACAAACCCUAUAUAAUUUGUACACAGCUGCAGAGAUAAGCGCGGAGAGGAGGCAGGAGGAGAAGCUUCUGGAGGCGGACAGAGAGGGAUACAUCUUCAGCCUGUCUCAGCUGUUCAGCAUCUGAUCAUCCCUGACCCUCCACUGAACCUCUCAACCUCAGGGUGGAGUAGAGUAGUAGCCUGGGUUUGGGCUGACAGCCCAAAUGUUCUUCUUGAUGAUUAACACUGUAUGUCAUGUUACAUUUCAUCUUACAUUGUCAUCAGCUUGGUUAAUGACUUUGCAAUUGAAGAGGUCAACCUAGUCCUUCCAUAGAGGAUGCAAGAUUCUGCCACAAAAACUUGUUUGGUUCUAUACAAAUUUAGUUUGCACAUUUAUCAAUUGCUUGCAUGCGGAGUUAACUUACAUGUGUCAUGCAUGUUAAGUGAAUGUAUAGACACCAUGUGCGUAAUUCAUUCAUUCACUUUUGUUGUCUUACCUUUCUCAGCUCAGCAAGAAGCGGCCUCCAGACAUCCACUGUAGAGACCGGCAGGGGAACACGCCAUUACACUGUGCUGCCUACAGGGGGCAGAAGCAGCGUGUCGGAAAGAUGCUCAAGUCGAGCCAGCCCCAGGAUCAAGAACUAGCGCUAUGUAGCAACUGAUAUGUCCACUGAGGAAAUGAAGCACAUUAUUUUUAUAACCAUGAUACACCUUUUUAAUAAAUAUUAAAUAGGCUUGUGACUUGCAUGUUUGCAUGGAUAUUACUUUACGAAGAGCCUGGAUGCAGUUUCAAGUCACUUGCAUUUCAUAAUGUGUAAAACAGAGGUAUAGAUUUAGCCUAACAUUUACAAAACAAAAUCUACUUAGUUGGUGUCUAUGAUCGAGUCCCAAAUGACACCCUGUUCCCUACAUAGUGCACUACUUUUUUUUUACCAGAGCCCUAUUCUCCCUGGUCAAAUGUAGUGCACUAGAAUAGGGUGCCAUUUGGGAUGCAGAGUAUGUGGUGUAUUCACUGCUUACCUCCCUGUCAGCUAGCAGGAGGUCAUUAAUAACUGAUUGAUAAAUGGCUAUGUUCUGUUUUAGACCAAACUGUUUUUGACCUGGCCUGCAGUGAGGAGAUUAAGCAGAUUCUGGUGGGCAGUCAUGACAAGGUGAGGUACGAGAAGAACAUUGGAGCAAAAAGCUGC